AUGAAACCGGCGCAAGACAUGAAUGUAGAUGAAGUAUUUCUCAAACAGGCGGCAGAAGCUAUAGCGGUAACCUCAUCGAGUCCCACCCAUACGGACCCCAUAAUACGGGAACUGCUACACAGAAUUAGACAAUCCAGCCCAUUGAGUGCUGUUAUACCAGCACCAGAACAUGUUUUAAACGCUGGGGAGCCAGAAAAUAUGGCCGUAGACCUUAUAAGAGCUCCAGAAAUACAAACAAAAAGGACGGGAGGUAGUAACCAUAGCAAGGAAGGUGUACAGCUCUACAGCUGUGCGAAAUGCCAGUUGAAAUUCAGCAGAAGUUCUGAUCUGAGGAGGCAUGAAAAAGUGCAUUCACUGGUACUGCCGCACAUCUGUUCAAAUUGUGGCAAAGGGUUUGCCAGGAAGGAUGCUCUGAAAAGACAUUCUAAUACAUUGACUUGUCAAAGAAACAGAAAGAAACUGAGUGAAGGUUCGGACGUUGACGUGGAUGAGCUCAUCAAGGAUGCGAUAAAGAAUGGUACCGGCUUGUUGUAG
Messenger RNA from Saccharomyces paradoxus, 534 nucleotides. It is a transcript of the gene MET31, whose product is annotated as Met31p. The transcript has a single exon. Gene Ontology annotation, biological process: regulation of DNA-templated transcription. Bases 1 to 534 code for a protein of 177 amino acids. NCBI's taxonomy places the organism in Eukaryota, Fungi, Ascomycota, Saccharomycetes, Saccharomycetales, Saccharomycetaceae. The record is from RefSeq and is a predicted model, not a curated record. Gene Ontology annotation, molecular function: RNA polymerase II cis-regulatory region sequence-specific DNA binding; DNA-binding transcription factor activity, RNA polymerase II-specific.